Molecule: messenger RNA, 2667 nt
Organism: Closterium sp. NIES-65
Lineage: Eukaryota; Viridiplantae; Streptophyta; Zygnematophyceae; Desmidiales; Closteriaceae
Source: the annotation of a GenBank genome assembly
AUGCGCGGAGCAGAUGCGCGCGCGACGAUCGACGGGCGGGAGGAGCGGGAGGAGCGGGGGGCACUGGAGGAGCGGCACUUCUCGCGGGGUGUGCGGAAACGAGAGGCGGAGCGGCUGGGGUUGAAGGCGGGAGAGAAGUCCGAGAGUGUUCUGGACUCGCCAGGUAGCAGCGCGCGCCGGCAGGAAAAGGCGCAUAUGGCGGGCGAUGGGGACGGCGGCAAGCGGCGGAACGGGAGAGUGAACGCGGAGGCGAAUGGCGGAAUACUGGGGAGUGCGUGGAAGAAGGCGCGGAGAGGUGCAGCGAGCACACAGCUGUCGGAAGCCCAGGGGGAAAGCGGAAGAGAGGCGGCGGGGGCGAGCGGAGCGGGUGCAGGUAGAGCUGAAGGCAGUGCGGGUAAGAUGGCGGAGGGGGGCGCAGAGGGCGCCCGAAGAACGAGGGACGCGGAGGGGGAGGCGGAGGGAGGGCGAUUAGUGAAAACGGUGGGCUUUCAUGGAGGAAAGGUGGCGCGGAGAGAAGUUGCGCGCGUGGCGGCUAUUGGUGGCAGUGGUGCUGCUGGUCCAGGCGCGGGAGGAGGAGGAAGAGGGAGGAGGGGAGGGGUAUCUGGUGGGCGGUUGGUGCGGUUUGCAGAGGAGAGGGCGGAAAGGGGUGAGGGAAGGAGCGAUCACGCAGAGGAGAGUGAAAGGGCAGCAUGGGGCGUGCUGGGGAGCGUGUCUGAGAUGAUUGCAUGCCUGCAUGCCGCCAUGCACAUGCGCGUUCCUAUCACAUCCCUCCCAUGCCUGCAUGUGCACUCCUUGGGUGCACCACCCACGCCACCCACACCACCCUCGCCUCCUUCACCUCUCGCACCACCUCUGCUCCUCACCCCCCUGACAGCACCAACGCACAAGCAGCCAGUGCAGCCCGCAGAAGCAGCGCCAGCGCUGCAUGUGGGUGCAGUGGCAGCAGCGGUGGGCGCUGAGCUGGCGCGGGUGGUGGGGCGUGCUUCGCCGUGGGAUGCUGCUGGGGGCGCCGCGAGAGUGCAGCACUUGGCCCGGGCCAUGCGGGCUGUGGUGAGGCGCAGGCGAGGAGAGGGAGGAGUGAUUGGAGAGAAAGGAGAGAGGGGAGAGAGAGGAGAGAGAGUAGAUAGAGGAGAGAGCGGAGAGAGGAGAGAGCAAGGAGAGCAAGGAGAGCAAGGAGAGGGAGGAGAGGGAGGAGAGACAAGGGAGAGGGGGAAGAGAGGAGAGGGAGGAGGGAGAGGAGAGGGAGGAUUGGGAGGAGAGGGGGAAGAAAAUGGAGGUAAAGGAGAGGUGGAAACGGGAGGAGCGAACGGUGAGGGAAAUGGUGGAGAGAGGGAUAGUGGCAAGGGAGGGAAGGGAGAGGAAGAGGGGCCAAACGGGAUUGGGGAAGGGGGUAUGCAGGCUGGGGCAAUGGCAGGUGAAGAAGCACGGAAAGCAAGGGCAGGGAACCGUGGUGAGCUGUUAGGCGACUCUGAUGCUGCUGGUUCUGGUGGUGGUUCAGGUGCUGCUGCUGCUUGUGGUGCUGAUGGCGCUCGUGUCGCUGAUGCUGUUGGUAGUGCUGGUGGUGAUGGUGCCGGUGGUGCUGGUGCUGGUGAUGGGGGCUUGGGUCAGGAAGGGGCGGAGGGGAGGCACGAGGCAGCACAGCAAGGCGGGCAUGGGGCUGCUGCUGCACCGGACACGGGUGCUGCCAUGGACACUGAGAGUGCUGGCCAUGACACCACGCACAUGGAGGUGCAUGUCCCGCAGCAACCCCAGGCUUCCCUGUAUGCACCUCUGUCUUCCCUUCAACCACAGCAGCAGCAGCAGCAGCAGCAGCCCAGCACCGAAAAUCACCCUCCGCCACUGCCAUCCAUCACCGUCACUGCACCCGUACCCGCUGCCCCCCCGGCACAGGGCAGGGCAGCAUGGGGGGGGCGGUGGGGAAUGGAGGGGGCAGUGGUGGCGGGGUCAGAGCGGUGGGGCGAGGAGGAGGCAGGGCGUGUGAUGGCGGAGGUGGCAGCGGGGCAUGGCACCAUGGUGUUGCUCCGGGAUGAACAGCAGCGCAUGGCAGCAGCUGUGGCGGCCAUGCACAUGGCGUAUGGCAUUGAGGCGCCACCACAUGGCGGGGAUGGCUCAGAGGCUAGUGAUCAGUCAAUCAAGCAAGGCCACGCAACGCUGUCCGCAGCCCAUCCCACUCACCCAGUGCUGCUGCUGCCAUGCAUGCUGGAGCUGCCAGUGCUGCCCUGCGCCGUGUGCACGCGCCCUGUCUCCUCGCGCACUGCUCUCAUCUGCGACACCUGCGACCGCCCCAUUCACACCCGCUGCCUCGCCACCUCCCCCGCUGCUGUCACCGGGAGGGGCAGAGGCAGGAGCCGGGGCAGGGGGCGGGGGCGGGGGCGGGGGCGAGGGAGGGGGGGGUGGCAAGCAGCGGUGGGGGAGAGUGUGGUGGAGGAGUGGCACUGUGGUGCGUGCAGGGCCCAGCGUGAGGCCAGUGGUCAGGUGGUUCUACCCAAGUAUGGGCCGCUUAGGGCACGGGGUGAUGCUCGUGCUGCUCAGGGUGCUGCUCAGGGUGCUGCUCAGGGCGUUGCUCAGGGUGCUGCUCAGGGUGCUGCUCAGGGUGCUGCUCAGGGCACAGCACCAUCCACUGCUGAGCGGGCUGAGAUAAGUGGGGGGAAGAGCACAGUUGAGUAG